UAAACUUAAUGGCGGGUAACUUGACAGUGCUAACGCUUCACAUGUCCACAACAAACCAGACAAUAAACAUCUGUACACAUGGAGGCUCAUUAACAGGAAGCUGCGGAGUCGUGUGAUUUAACCACAGCUGUAGAAACAUCUGGAGGAAGGAGGAGGAGGAAACAUGCCGGAAAUAAAAGUUACUCCGCUGGGUGCUGGACAGGAUGUUGGUCGCAGCUGCAUCCUCGUGUCCAUCGGGGGUAAAAACAUCAUGUUGGACUGUGGGAUGCACAUGGGAUACAACGAUGACAGACGUUUCCCAGACUUUUCCUACAUAACCCAGAAUGGACGUCUGACAGAGUUCUUGGACUGUGUGAUCAUCAGCCAUUUCCACCUGGACCACUGUGGCGCUCUGCCCUUCAUGAGCGAGAUGGUGGGCUACGACGGCCCCAUCUACAUGACCCACCCCACCAAGGCCAUCUGUCCCAUUCUGCUGGAAGACUUCCGCAAGAUCACAGUCGACAAAAAGGGAGAAACCAACUUCUUCACCUCGCAGAUGAUCAAGGACUGCAUGAAGAAAGUUGUGCCAUUGAACCUGCAUCAAACCGUCCAGGUGGAUGAUGAGCUGGAGAUCAAGGCGUACUAUGCAGGCCAUGUCCUGGGAGCUGCCAUGGUGCACAUCAAAGUGGGAUCAGAGUCUGUCGUCUACACCGGAGACUAUAACAUGACGCCCGACAGACAUUUAGGCGCUGCGUGGAUCGAUAAGUGCCGUCCUGACAUCCUCAUCUCCGAGUCUACGUACGCCACCACCAUCCGAGACUCGAAGAGGUGCAGGGAGAGGGACUUUUUGAAGAAAGUGCAUGAAAGCAUAGAGAGAGGAGGAAAGGUCCUUAUCCCUGUUUUUGCUCUUGGAAGAGCUCAAGAACUCUGUAUCCUGCUGGAGACAUUUUGGGAGAGAAUGAACCUAAAGGCCCCGAUCUACUUCUCCACUGGGCUGACGGAGAAAGCCAAUCAUUACUACAAGCUCUUCAUAACGUGGACCAACCAGAAGAUUCGAAAAACCUUCGUGCAGAGGAACAUGUUUGAAUUCAAGCACAUCAAGGCUUUCGAUCGCUCCUACGCUGAUAAUCCUGGACCAAUGGUGGUGUUCGCCACACCGGGAAUGCUGCACGCUGGUCAGUCUCUGCAGAUCUUCAAGAAAUGGGCUGGCAAUGAAAAGAACAUGGUGAUCAUGCCUGGGUACUGUGUACAAGGAACAAUCGGUCAUAAGAUCUUAAAUGGGCAGAGGAAGCUAGAGAUGGAAGGGAGGUCAACGCUGGACGUGAAGCUGCAGGUGGAGUACAUGUCCUUCAGUGCCCACGCAGACGCUAAAGGCAUCAUGCAGCUCAUUCGAAUGGCAGAGCCUCGCAACAUGCUGCUGGUGCACGGGGAGGCCGCCAAGAUGGAGUUCCUUAAGGGCAAGAUCGAACAGGAGUUCAGCAUAGACUGUUACAUGCCCGCUAACGGAGAGACGGUGACUGUGACAACAAACCCCAGCGUGCCCGUGGACAUCUCACUCAACCUGCUCAAGAGGGAGAUGGCGCUCGGAGUAUCGUUUAGUACUGACGAAGAUCUGGGCAGUUUCCUCUCAACUCUGCUGAAGAAGGGGCUUCCAGCUGGUCUCUGUUGAAAUCCCUUUUCUUUUGACCCAAAGCAAUAAACAUUUGAAGGGAAUGAUUCUCGCUCUACCAUUCAUUGGAUCCUGGAUUCUCUGGAGGCUACAAACCAGCACUGAUAACCCCCCCCCCUUCUUCUUCUUCUUUUGUUGGGAUCUUAAAUCUAUUUGUUUAAAUUUCGAAGGACUCUGGUCUGAUUGGUCCGUUCUUUCAUGCGGACAUCGUAGACUCACUUCAAGACACAACCCACAAGAUUAAAAACACCAAACAUAAGAUGGCUGUAUUCGUCUGUCGCUUUAUUUUGAUGUAAAAUGACAAUUUUAAUAAACACUUUUAUAUAAAA
Molecule: messenger RNA, 1977 nt
Organism: Paralichthys olivaceus (Japanese flounder)
Lineage: Eukaryota; Metazoa; Chordata; Actinopteri; Pleuronectiformes; Paralichthyidae
Source: RefSeq, a predicted model, not a curated record